Porites lobata is the source of this 4102-nucleotide messenger RNA. The record is from the annotation of a GenBank genome assembly. Lineage: Eukaryota; Metazoa; Cnidaria; Anthozoa; Scleractinia; Poritidae.
GUGGGAACCAAAAGGGUUCUAAAACUCCAAAAUGGCGGACAAUGGGUAGUCAACAGGUAAUAGUGAAAUUUAACAAAGGGGUACUUUGAUGGCUGGGAUAACUGAGCUUUACACCGCUAAAGCUAUGCUAGACAGUCAAAUGAUCUAUGGAGGCAAACAAGGUGAGAACGUUUUCAUUGUAUUAUAAAACCAGGGAACACGAAUGCUUCAGCUAGCCAACUAGCUGCAUUGAGAUGGGCUCUCUGCUAUGCUAUUAUUCUUUGAAAUCCAUACUCUAAAUAAGGCCUGCAUAAGGUAUUACUGUUUUAAUUAGCAUUACUCAAAUUCUAAUUUGGCAUGGAUUUUUCCCAAUACCUGAGGUUACUUUGCAGCAAAUCAAGUAUUUUUUCCAAAUUUUUUAUUAAGACAUGGGUGGUUUGGAGUUCAGCAAUCAAGAGACUGACUACAAAUUAAGACGAGGUAAGAUUAACUCUGUAAAGUAAUAGUAUUUUAGUAUACAUAACUCACUUUGAUGUUGCAUCUUCUCAAGUCUGUAGUUGUGAAACAAAAUUACAGUCCCGCGUAAAAGUAAGUUCACAGUCACUCGCGUCUCGAUCCUCGAGACUUGAUUCUCAAAACUUUUGAGGAUCAAGUCUUGCGUCUAAAGGAUUGAGUCUUGACUUUCAAUGAUCGAGGAUUGAGUCUCAAAUUUCGAGUCGAGAAGUACAGUAUAGUGUAUACUGUAUUUCUUGCUUGCCCAUGUAAUUGGUAUAUUGUUUAUUUUGGUAGCUCUAUGAAAGGGUGUUUACUGAUUCAAAUGCAUUUCUCCAAUUAAUUUAAAUACAUUAUUGUGUGACUUAGUUACAGAAAAAUUCCUCGAAAACAUUCAUACAAUGUUGAAUGAGCCAUCAGUUGGUCUUUAUCGUGUGCAAGAACAUGUCAGGCGAUCACUUCCUCAACUUGUUGACAAGAAGGUAAACAUUUUGGAAGACUUGUGUGUCCUUUAUGCUAGACUGUUUAAACCUGCUAUGAACAGAAUGCUAUCAGAGUCCUGAAAUAUGCCAUAAAACAUUUCGUCUUGUCCAGUUAUUAUUAAUUCUUAUAUUAUCGAACCGAUUAAUAAAUGUAUAAUGCACAUGAUUUAGUGUUAAUGAAAGAUUACUUUUCUAUUCUUAGAUUGAAAUGCAGAGCCUUCAUAAAAAAGUGCAAGGAGUAUCUUAUGAUGUUGAAUAUUCACUAAAGUAUGUUGUAACCAUUUUCUCUUUAAACUCUGGGCCAUUUGUUUCCACCAUCAUAAGCAACAGAAGAUAUGGUUAUGUAGAUAAAACGUUGGAGUACUAUUUCUGGUACUUACCUCCAACAAUGUUUAACAAACAUAUUUCACUAGAAAAAGUUUGCGGUUCUCUUGGUUUUCAUUUUAUAUAUUUCUUAUACUUUCUUUCUCGUUAUACUUGUUUAAAAUUUGACAGGUUGAAUCUUUGAGUCAGUCUCACAUUAAUUUUUCACGAGGAAUAAUACGAGCAAAUAAUUAUGUAGGGUCUAAUUGUGUAAACAUGAAAUUAACAGGAAAAAAGAGUAAAUUGUAAAUGUUGCAGAUCCUAAGAAAGUAAUGGUAAUUUUAAUUGCCUUAUAGAACUGUUCAGUCCAUGCAGAAUAUUUCUCACUUCACUAUUAUACAGGUAACUUCUGCAGAGAGUAUUUUUCAUUUGGUGUCAGUAGAUCUAAAUUCAUGUCGGUUUAAAUGACUCAAGUCACAGCUAAGAACUUUAAAACCUUAUUUAUAUACCAUAAACUGCUGGUUAAGCCACACUAUUGAGUGGAUCCUUUUGUUACUAAUUUUGUAUGUAUCUUCUUUGUCUUUUUUUAAGGAGUGCCUUAAGAGUGCAAUUGCUUCAAAGAAAAACCUAGAUAGAAGAAAAUUGGAAAGGUAUGACUUCAUGAAGGCAACUUACAGUUUGUCUAACUAGUCCAAAUUAUCGUGCAGUGACAAAGUGUGAUGAGAUGCUCAGAAAAAAUGGUCCUAGAAGCUUAAAAGGACAUUACUGGAUAACAUUAUAUUUAUUUAAUGUACUUAAAUUAAUGUGAAUGUGCUGUGUGCAGAGAAUGUAUGUUGAUGCAUCCUGAUACUGUAAAAUGAAAAAGAUGAUAAUAUUCUCGCUUUCUUAGAACCUGACAAAGUUGCAUGAUAGCCAAGGCUCUUCUGUUCAGUUACCCCAAAAGCCCUCUUAAAAAGCCACAGUGUAUGAAAUACCUGGGCGUCUAAUACUAGUUAUGUUUUGGGAACAAACAAAGUCUGAUUGUGUGGUCACCUCACAGCAGAAGUAACUCGCUACUGACCACCAAUAUCCGCAAGAGCACAGCCCUCACUGACAUCAUUUUUUUGUGCGGGUGAUUUGUGAUUAAUAAGAAUUAGGUCUUGAAAGGCUGUGAGGAAAUUUUGAACAUUAAUUGCUCCUAUGUGUGGUAGACCGUAGAGAGAAAUAAAAAUAACUGUGCAUGUACAUGUCUUAUAUUGGCAACCUGAAUAAGCAGUGAUCUGUUUACGAUCCACCUAUAAACAGGAAAGAUAAACCUACAGAGAGACCAAUGGCUGCAGCAGAAGCUGGCACUGAUGAGGAGCCUGAAGUUCUAGAGGCUGUUGAGGUGGGAAGGAAAAGCUACGCAUGCUGUAUCAGUGCACAAUUUUAUUUCUUUCAUUCUUUUUUGCUGUUUUGAGCAAUUGACUUUAUUAACCCAGCACUGUAAUGGUUUUAACUUUAAGGGACUUGCAUGAAAUAGUUCUUGCAUGUUAAGAAGAGAAGAGUUUGGCAGUGUCAUUUAUCAUGACAUUUCUAGACUAGGAAUGAUGUCUACUUUUAUUUCAUUGUAAUUUUCAUUGUUGCACUUCUCUCACUGAAAACUGGUUAAAGUAAAUACCGUAAAUUUAAUUUUGAUUUAAAAGCUGUUUCUGAAACAAUCACUUUGUAUUUAGUAAGCUUCAAAAUUGCACUUGUUAAACUAAAUUUAUUUUGCAUAUAAAAUUACUAUCUCAUACUACAUUAAUUUUAGAAUAGUCAUUUAUAAAAUAAUUAUUUAAAUUUAACAAAUUAGACGUGUUAAUCAAGACCAUGCAAAAUUUCUUAAGUCCAAAACUAUUAAAUAAAUAUAAAUCUCCUAGGGUAUGUACAACUCUUCUCUUGCUAAAGCUUAGCAGACUCUUUAAGAUGGGCUUCUUUACCAAGACGUUUAAUCCAUUAAAAUAUUGAAACAUCAAAAUAAAGUAUAAAUUUUCCAAAGCAAAUUAAUAAUAUUUAGUUCUUUAAAAUCCGUUCAGUAUCCUUAAAACAUACAUUAUUUUACUGGAAGCCUUGCAAUGAUUUGUCUUUUUAUUAACCAGCACUAGUUGUUCAGUGUGGAAGGCCGAUUUGCAAAGCUUGAAUUGGUUCCCUUAACUCAACUGUUUCCUGUAUGUUGAACAUACACCUAAUGAUAAAAAAGAAAUGGUUGAAGAUCAGACUGCUGCAGGCAUAAUGAUAGAGAGGAGAAGUUGUUUCUUCAUGUUGCCAUGGUAGCAAAAUUUCUGUAUCUCAAUGAAAAAAAUUGACAUGUGUGCGGUUCCUGAGCAUGAUUGCACUCAGGAACAAAACAGAAGCCCAUAUUUUCCUUUUGUCGUUUGCAAAUGCAAAUAGCCAUGUCUCUUUCACAAAAGAUUGUUGAGAUUCAGUAAUCUUGCUACCAAGGUAACCUGACAUUGCACUUCUCCUCUCUAUUACUGAUUUCUGCACUUCUUGAUCUAAGUAAACUAAGAGCACAAUAAUUAUUGUUUGUUUGUUUGUCAGAUUUUGUUGGAGGAAAUUUGCUCAUACAACCCCAACUCAAAGAGAAACCAAUAGUCUGUAAAGCAGCAGGCUGAUUUUAGACCAUUUCAAGAGAUAUUUGGACACAUAUAAUGUGUGCUGUUUGCAAGCAAACACCACAAGGAAAAAAAAUGAUGAAUUUUGCAAGCUGCAUGCUAACCAACUAAAGGUGCUUAUACCAUCAGGGUUUCAUCUGUCCAAUCUGCAUGCAAGCUUGGACUAACCAAGAAGAGCUUUUACAGCACUGGCAGUCGGCUCAUGAUCAACUUACUCUUCAGGUCUGCUAC